AGAUAAAAUGGGCAAGACAUCUUUAUGGUUUUGUGGUUGAAUCUUGAAAGUGACUAUCCAACUUGAAAAAAAGUGGACAGACCCCAUUAUAGUCCAAUCAUUAACAUGCAAUUGAAUCACUCAUUAUUUUUUCCACUCAAACUCUCAUAAAACCACACUCACUACAUAGCACAAAUACAUAAACUGCAUAAAAUCGCGAUCAAAUGCACAGUCGCAUUGCAGUCUCCGAUACAUAAGAACCUUGUGGUUGCUUGCGUGGGAAGGUUUAACUAUAUUCUAGUGCCAUGAAAAGAACAAGUGAAUGGAAUUAUUCUCAGGAGAUUCCAAGUGAUGUCACUAUUCAAAUUGGUGAAGCUUCUUAUUCAUUACACAAGUUUCCAUUAAUUUCGAAAAGUGGAUACAUAAGGAAGCUCAUUUCAGAAUCUAGUGAUGCUACUUCUGAUGUUCCAUUAAUCGAACUCGUUGAUAUCCCUGGUGGAUCAGAAGCAUUUGAAUUAGCAGCGAAGUUCUGCUAUGGUAUAAACUUUGAAAUAAGCGUUGAAAACAUCGCUAUGCUACGCUGCGUGGCCGAGUAUCUCGAGAUGACAGAAGACUAUUCGGUCGGAAACAUGGCAGGAAGAACCGAUUCUUAUUUGAAUGACGUCGCACUUAAGAGCAUGUCAGGAGCAAUAUCUAUCUUACAUAUAUCAGAAACUCUUCUUCCAAUUGCAGAGAAAGCGAAAUUGGUUAGUAGAUGCAUAGAUGCAAUAGCAUAUAUAGCUUCGAAAGAAAGCCAAUUUUGUUCUUCUGGUAGAAGUGAUGGUAGUAGCAAUGAAAGAGUGAUGAAUUCUUCCACUGCUUCUCAUCUGAAGCCAGUUGUUGAUUGGUGGGCUGAAGAUCUUACAGUUCUUAGAAUCGAUUUUUUUCAAAGAGUUCUAAUUGCUAUGAUGGCUAGAGGGUUUAAACAAUGUGGUAUUGGUCCUAUUAUAAUGCUUUAUUCACAAAAAUCUCUCAGAGGUUUGGAGAUAUUUGGAAAGGGAAGGAAGCAGAUCGAACCGCAUGAAGAGCAUGAAAAGAGAAUCAUUUUAGAGACACUAGUGAGCCUAAUGCCGAGGGAGAAGAACGCGAUAUCUGUCAGUUUUCUUUCUAUAUGGCUUAAGGCAGCAAUAUAUCUUGAGACAACUGUUGCUUGCAGGUUUGAUUUGGAGAGAAGAAUAGCCAUGCAGUUAGGACAAGCUGUUUUGGAUGAUCUUCUUAUUCCUUCUUAUAGCGGCGAAACCUCGUUUGAUAUAGAUACAGUGCAAAGAAUCAUGAUGAGUUACCUUGAAUCUGAUCUUGAUAAUCAUUCAGGAUAUAAUGAACAAGAUGAAUAUUAUUCUUCUCCACAAAGGGAUGUUAUUAAGGUUGGCAAGCUAUUCGAGAGUUAUCUUGCUGAAAUCGCUACUGAUAGAAAUUUAUCGGUUUCAAAGUUCAUAUGUCUUGCCGAGUUAAUGCCUGAAAAAUCAAGAACAGUAGAAGAUGGAAUGUAUAGAGCCAUAGACAUCUAUCUUAAGGCUCAUCCAUUUCUAAGCGACGCGGACAGAAAGAAAGUUUGCAGCAUGAUGGACUGUCAGAAGCUAUCGCGAGAGGCACGUGCACACGCUGCACAAAACAACAGGCUUCCUGCUCAAAAUGUGGCUCAAGUUCUCUACUAUGAACAGCAGCGUCUCCGCGACAAUAUGGAUGGCACUGGCAGCGUAGGUUCGGAUUCUCCUUCGACGCCUGACAAGAGGAAUGUAUACUCAUCUGAGCUUUAUCCUGCUUCGAAUGAGGUUUCCAAAUUAAGAAGAGAAAAUGAAGAUCUGAAAUUAGAGAUAACGAAACUUAAAAUGAAAAUAAAAGAGAUUGAAAAAUGUACAGUUGAAUAUGGUGUUAGUGCUGGUACUCCUUUAUUAAAUGCUUCUUCACCUUCAGCUGAUAAGCCUCCUUUGCAUAGAAAAUCAUUCCUAAACUCAGUGUCCAGAAAACUCGGCCGUCUUUCUCCUUUUUCACGCGCUGAUCCUGUCCAAACACCGCCCAAAGAUCGCAUAAAGCAAGACAAGGUUCGACGCUACUCCAUAUCUUAAUAUUGUGUGUGAUAUAAUAGUCUACAUUUUGUAUUCAAAACAUGACGUUGGCUGUAAUGUGAUUUAUGCAUUGUCUUUAUUUUGAAGGCCAUGUAAAAAAGACUAGUCUUCCUGAUUUUAUUUCGAAUUAAAGACGUAUAUGUUGUUUGACAUGUGUCAGUGUCAUCGAAGAUUUUCAUUGAAUUUUCUCAAAUAUAAAAGUGUCAUAGACACAUAGCUUUUCUCUCAAAAUUGAAAUAUUUAAAAUUCUAUAUGAAAUCAAAGAUUAUUGGUGUAAUGUAAAGAAAACAUAGUUAAUGGGGUAUGUUUUAAAUUAUUGAGUGCUUUAGGAUAAAAAGCUUGUAGAAAAUGUGAUUAUACUUCAAGUGACAGACUAGCAUUGUCCGUAUUAAUAAUGUCCAAGUCUAAUAACAGAAAAAAGAGAGAAAGAAAGUGAUCAUGGGUUGGUUUAAAUUCAUGCAUAUACUAAGGAUAUGAAAUGUAGUAAUUUAAUACUACAUAUAUUGGGACACACCUAGCUUAAAUAUUUGGUAGAGAAUCUUAUGUUCAUGUGAUAGCAGACAAGCAUUAGUUGUUUAACUUCUUGUUGGCUAGUAACUAUGUGAUUUGUGAGUGAUGUGUGGAAAAUAAAUGGUUUACCUA
Vicia villosa (hairy vetch) is the source of this 2726-nucleotide messenger RNA. RefSeq names its product BTB/POZ domain-containing protein SR1IP1-like. The transcript is spliced from 5 exons. Lineage: Eukaryota; Viridiplantae; Streptophyta; Magnoliopsida; Fabales; Fabaceae. Gene Ontology annotation, molecular function: protein binding. The coding region runs from base 285 to 2084 and encodes 599 amino acids. The record is from RefSeq and is a predicted model, not a curated record.